This is a messenger RNA of Harmonia axyridis, 1364 nucleotides long. RefSeq names its product alpha-tocopherol transfer protein-like. The coding region runs from base 241 to 1173 and encodes 310 amino acids. The record is from RefSeq and is a predicted model, not a curated record. NCBI's taxonomy places the organism in Eukaryota, Metazoa, Arthropoda, Insecta, Coleoptera, Coccinellidae. Gene Ontology annotation, cellular component: membrane. Gene Ontology annotation, molecular function: phosphatidylinositol bisphosphate binding. The transcript has 6 exons.
UUCAUCUCGUCAGAAGCCAACAUCAAAGUGCGUGAACCUCGACAGAAUCCCCUUCUUCGCCAACUUUCGAUUUCAACAAACCCACAUGGGAAGGAACCCAAGUAGGUACCACGGUUGGUUGGUACUAGUACCUGUCAGAUCUGCAGCUCGCGAGUGUCUCCUCGGUUAAUCCUUGCAAAUUUCAUAUACCGUCCGUGAUUUGACAUCGCGAGGUGAGGUGUCCCUUUGGUAGAUCGCAACAUGCCAGUGCAGGUCACCACCACCAAGAGCCACCCUUUCAUAGACGGCCUGAAGAAGCUGCCCGAUAAGAAGAAAGAGCUCCAGAAAGUCAGGGCAUGGCUUCUGACCCAACCACACCUACCGGAUAUAUCAGAUGAAUACAUCUUCCUCUUUCUCCAUGCUUGCUUUUACUCCGUGGACAGAACCAAGAUAUGCAUAGAGAACUAUUUCACCCUGAGGAGUUCAACACCUAUGAUCUUCGCUGGAAGAAACGCCUAUGAUCCAAAACUACAGGCGAUGCUGCAGCUUGCGCAUUUAGCAAGAUUACCCAAAUUGACUCCAGAAGGCUAUAGAGUUUUGAUGUACUCCCUAAGAGAUCCAGAUCCGACAAAAAUGAUUUUCAAUGACGCUGUGAAAGGAUUUUGCAUGUACAAUGAUUGCAUACUGUCAGAAGAUGGUCUUCAAGAUGGAUACGUCAUAAUAUUCGACAUGAAAGGAGUUUCUAUAGGACAUCUAGCAAGAGUCAGUCUUCCUGCCCUCAGGGCCUUUUUGAUCUAUAUUCAGGAGGCACAUCCUGCAAGGUUGAAGAGUGUGCAUAUUCUUAACACAGCAUCGUGGAUUCACCAUAUAAUGAGGAUAGUAGUGCCUAUGGUUAAAUCUGACAUGUUAAGUCUCCUGAAAUUCCACAAAGGAAACACACCUGAAGGAAUCCCUUUGGAGAUACUGCCGAUGGACUAUGGUGGUGAGGCCCCCACCAUACAGGAACUCGAUGAAGAGGUCAAGAGUUUGGUGGAUAAGUACGCCGUGUGGUUAAAAGAGACCGAGCUGUUCAAAACUGAUGAAUCCAAGAGGAUCAAGAAAACAACCUGGUGGGGUCUUCUAACAGGCAGCAAUUCAAAAAGCACAGAAAACAUGGACGAGAAGACAUUCUUGAAGAACCUACAGAUAGAUUAGGGACAAUAGUCAUUUCGCAAAUAGCCCAAAAGUGCUCAAAUUUUGUACAUAGUUAAUCUUUUUAUUGAUAUCAUUGUUAAAGUUGAUGAGAAAUGAGUUUAUGAUAAUUAAUUGGUUCAUCUAUUUGUUUAUAUUGGUGGUUUUUUCAUAGUUUCGAGAUUUCUAGUAAAUAAACAUUGGAUGAGUAAGUA